CGUAUUCAUGGCAUAUCGUAAAAAAACAAAACGAUCUCUCUCGACAUCGCAUAUAACAGCACAACUAAAUGACUAUCCAGGUUGACUAAUCUGAGGACGAAUUCUAUCGAAUCCGAUAACAUCCUACUAAUCGAGGAAAUUCAAUUGGACUCUGCGUUUCGAAAUUAUUGACGGAACCGACGGGAGAAUUCAAAAAAUGAUCAAAAUUCUAUUUAGUGCAAAAAAAAGCUUUUUAGAGAUUGACUAUAGCAGACUUAUUUGGCGUAUCGGAUCCCAGAAUGGUGAUGAUGAUGACAUCGAUGAUUUCAUUGCAGCACAAUUAUUCGAUUUCGAGAAUGAUCCUGCCAUUGAAAUUCAAACAGAAGAAGAACAUUUAUCACAAAAAUUAAGUCAACUAUCAGCUUCUGGAAAAACAAAAGACAAGUCUUCGAAUGAACCAACAACAACAACAACAACUGCAAAGAAACGACCGGCAUUAACACCAUCAACAGCAACAGCAACAACAACCUUUGCAACAACAUUAUUAUCAUCAUCAGGAUCAACAAGAAAGAAGUUGGGAACAAACGAAGAAGGAAACGAAGAAGGAAAUCAAGAAGGAAAAGAAGAAGACAAAGAAGGAGAAGAAGAAGAUGAAAAUAAAAACGAAGAUUUAGAUGACAAAGAAAAAAAAGCAUUAGAUUUAAAAAUUCCAAAAUAUUUAUCAACUGCUUAUCGUGCUUUCGAAGAAACAAUAAGUCCUGUACUUAAGAAGAAUGGUAAUUCUAUGAAUAUUGAAGAUGCACGAACCAUGGCUGCUAUCAUCGAUAAUCUUGAAUGUGUUAAUGUUGAUAAAUCAUUAUGGAUAAUAUAUUUACAGUCUGGUACAGGUGAAUUACAAAGCGAACAACGUAUUAUAACAGCAGUCAACUCAUCAGUUGUAGUAUCAAAUUUACAAAUUUGGCCGGCAGAAGUAAAAGCAAAAAUGAUUAAACAUGGACAUACAACAACGACGAAUCCAAAUGAUAUUGAUCAUGAAUCAUGUGUCGAUUAUGUUCAUCGAGUUUUAAUUAAAUAUCAAAAUCUAAAAACAUAUUAUGAAACUAAUUUACAAGACAUUAAACAACGUCUAAGUUAUUGUUUAACCGAUGAAAUCGAACAGAUCAUUAUUAAAUUUGUUCAACAACAUGGCAUAACUUUAUAUCGAGUACCAGUCGAAGGACUCAUUGCUGUUGUUGAAUAUGAUUAUAAAGAUCGAUUAAUUCAAUCAGAAUUCUAUCUAGAAAAUUAUAGUGAAUAUCAAAGACAAGUCUUUGAAAAUCUUUGCAAAUCAAAACGCGAACGUGAAACAACUAAAGUUGAUGUAGCCGUAUUGAAACAACGUAUUGCUCAUAAUCAUCUACCAAAAUCAUUCGAUUCACUACAAAUACCAGAACCAAUUACAUUAUCAUCUAUUAAUGAUACAAAAACUCGUCAACGUUUAAGUGAUAGAUGUGAGAAAAUUUUACAACGAGCUCGAUCUGAUAUGAUAUUAAUUUAUAUUGCAGCAGCCGAAGCUAAAAUGAAUGAAUGGAAAGAGAAAUUUGACAAGGAUUUAGCUGAAAUGAAAGAAUAUCUCAAAUUUAGACGAACGUCUUAUGUGUCUCUACAAAUUGAAGCUUCGUUUUUUCGACAUAGCUCCGACGGUCAAGAACUAGAUUUGGUUCAUCGUUGGAGUAGUUUUAUUGACAAAUCAAAAAUUCGUUUUUCACCAACGCUCUGUCGUGAUUCUCAUCAACAUCAUCUAUCAUCGAAACAAAUGGAAUUGCUUCAUCGUGGACCCAGUUAUGUUUUACCAUGUCAACUACAUAUUCUAUCUGAAUCUUCUUUAAAUAUGGAUCAUAUUCUUACAAAACAAAUGGCAUCACUUCGACGAGAACUUACACGAGUUUUUACUAAAUAUCCAGUUGAUUUAUCUCGUCGAAUGAAUUUUGAAAAAGAAAUUCAAAAUCUAUUUCAUGCAUCUUUCAAUCAAUCGAUUCCAUCGACAUUAGAAGAACGUAUAUUUUAUGAAAAACAAUUGAUCAAAUCUAUAAGAUAUCAAUUAAAUAAAGAUCAAUUGAUUCUACGUCGAACAGCUGAUAAUUAUAAUACUUAUUAUUUAGGUCCACUGAAUGAAUUUCAACAGAAAUCCGAUGAUUUUGUUCAACAUUCAACAUCUUAUGAAUUUAUCGGCCUUCUUCAAGCCUUGUAUACAUUUCUGGCACAUCCACUUGUUAGUACUCGUCAUAAACGAUUAUCAUAUGAUGCUACUCAUGAAUUAACUGCACUAGUCUUACGAAAUAAUUUCUUUUCGUAUGAUGAUAAAAUUUAUCGAUUUACUAAAGGUUGCCCAUUAAAUUUACCAUUAACAGAUCUAUUAGGUGACAUCUAUUUGUAUGAUUGGCAAUUUCCUCUUGUUCGACAAAGUCGUUUGAAUGAUUUAUUUUAUGGUCGAUAUCAUAAUAUCGGUUUAAUGACAUGGUACGAACCGAUCGAACAAUUACAAACAAUUUUUGAUGAACUUGAACGAUUAUUACCAUCGGGUGCCCAAUUGACAUCAUUUAUUGCUACAACUGUUCAUUUUAUGGAUUGUCUCAUCGAUAAUCAACGCGGUAAUCUAUUUACGAAUGUUUAUCAUGAUUCAACCGUUCGACCAUUUUUAUUACUUUAUAUACCGAGUUAUGCACGAUUAUCACAUCGAAAAUGGCUUCGAUAUGUAUUCAUACAUGCCUUUCAUUAUUGUUGUUCAUUUGAAGAUUUCGAAGAUGAACGAAUCUAUAUAGAAGCUAUCUUUCUUGCCAAUAGAUAUGCAUUAGACUUUGUUGAAUAUCAUUGGAGACAAUUUCUUAAACGAUUUAAUUUCAGCCUAAUAGAACUAACGGAUCUGAAUCGAUAG
This is a messenger RNA of Rotaria socialis, 2893 nucleotides long. The record is from the annotation of a GenBank genome assembly. NCBI's taxonomy places the organism in Eukaryota, Metazoa, Rotifera, Eurotatoria, Philodinida, Philodinidae.